Messenger RNA from Marmota monax (woodchuck), 1867 nucleotides. Its product is annotated as signal-regulatory protein beta-1-like. The coding region runs from base 457 to 1638 and encodes 393 amino acids. Lineage: Eukaryota; Metazoa; Chordata; Mammalia; Rodentia; Sciuridae. The transcript has 6 exons. Gene Ontology annotation, cellular component: plasma membrane. Gene Ontology annotation, biological process: positive regulation of phagocytosis; positive regulation of T cell activation. The record is from RefSeq and is a predicted model, not a curated record.
CUUUGACCCUGGCACCUCUGGAGAGAAGAGAAGGAGGGCCUGGCUCCUGGAGGCCCCAUGCCCAGGAGCCUUCCUCCUGACCCCAGCUCUGCAGCUCACCUGUGCCCAGGGGGAGCCUGUCACACAGACCACACACGCCCUCCACCAGGCCAGACUGCCUCCAGGGUCCCUCAUGAGGAAUGGCCAUGGGUGCCCCUCACGUAGAAAUUGAGGGGUCCAGGAACAGAGCCUGGGUGCUAGAGGAGUCCCCUGGGGCCUCUGCAAGCACCUGGGGACUCUGACAUCAGUCACUUCUGAGCUCGUGCCUAGUUCCCAUUUCAGUCCACCAGCAGGAAGUGCCAGGAUCCCACAGCCCUUCCCUCGGGUACUUCCUCUUAUUUCACCGAAGACAGAUACUGCCUCUUUCCAAGGAGCAGGGAGUCUGGAACCUCCUCGGACAGGAGGCUCUAGGAGCAGAUGAUGCCCACCUCUGCCUCGCAGCCCCACCUGCCUCUGGUGCCCCUGCUGCUGCCUCUGCUGCUGGGACUCUCAGGAAUGACAGGUGAGGAGGAGCCACAGGUGAUUCAACCUGUGAAGUCGGUGUCCAUAGCAGAAGGACAAUCAGCCUCUCUGCGGUGCAUUGUGACCUCCCUGCUCCCCGUGGGAUCCAUUAAGUGGUUCAGGGGCACUGAACGGGACCGGCAGUUGAUCUACAGUUUCAAAGAAGGCCACUUCCCUCGGAUAAAAAGUAUGUCAGACGUCACAAAGACAAACAACACGGACUUUUCCAUCCGCAUCAGCAACCUCACCCUCGCAGACGCUGGCACCUACUACUGCUUGAUGCUCAGGACAAUAAGCGAUGGCAACGUGGAAGUUAAGUCUGGACCAGGCACCCUGAUACUUGUGCGUACUGAACCCUCCCCUCCAGAGAUCUCUGGCCCCUCCAGCAGGGCCAGCCCCGGCCAAGUCCUGAAUCUCACCUGCAUCUCAAAGGGCUUCUUUCCCAAACACAUCGACCUGCAAUGGUUCAAAGACGGCAGGGAGCUGCCGGCCUUCCACACCCUGGUCUUCCAGCCUGGAGAGGAGCCCUCCUACGCCAUUGUCAGCACCACUCUGGUGUCCCUGACCUUCUCCUCACUCUACUCCCACGUCACCUGCCAAGUGGCCCACAGUGAGUUGCAGAGCCCCCACAGAAGGCACGUGAACAUCUCGCAAUUCCUCCAAGUUGUCCCCACAGUGUACACCUCAGCACACUACAUCCCAGGACUCCAGGUGGCCCUUCUCACCUGCUGUGUGCAAAGGUUUUACCCUGAAGACAUGCGAAUCACCUGGCUGGAGAGGAACGGGUGCUUCAAGAUCUGCGCGGCCUCUGCCCCCACCGAGAACCCAGACGGCACAUUCAGCCAAGACAGGCACAUCCUGGUCAAUGCUUCAGAGUUGGAGAACCCAAGGCUGUUCACCUGCCAGGUGUGGCACAAUGACCAGGUGCUGGUCCAAAAGAGCAUGCACCUGAGUGAGUCUGGAGGCCUGCAACUGAACUUGGGUGCCACCGUAUACAGCUACAUUCUUCUCCUUGGCUGGAAGUUGUUUCCUCUGAUGGCACUUUGUGCCAUCUAUGCUCUCAGGAGGAGCCUCUCUUCCAGGCCCCAGAGAAGGUGAGAACCUGGACCAGGAAGGUCGGCAGUGAGAGGUGGCUUCUCAUACCCUCCUCAGGAAGGAAGUUUCUGUAGAGAUUCUGGCCUCAAAGUCUAUGACUCUGACCAAGAAACCAAGAUGGAAACACACACCUGCAGUUCUACUGGCCCUUCCUAGCCCUUUGGGGACCCAAGUGCUACCAUGAAACUCUGGCAGCCCCUUAGUAAACAGGAAACACCUUGGCAAAGCCACA